This is a messenger RNA of Schizosaccharomyces japonicus yFS275, 3082 nucleotides long. RefSeq names its product SWIM domain containing-Srs2 interacting protein 1. The coding region runs from base 749 to 1354 and encodes 201 amino acids. The record is from RefSeq and is a predicted model, not a curated record. The transcript has a single exon. Lineage: Eukaryota; Fungi; Ascomycota; Schizosaccharomycetes; Schizosaccharomycetales; Schizosaccharomycetaceae.
UUUUUGAAAUUUUUCCAGCACCAAUUCUUCAUGCCCAGCAUUACGAUCGGGAUGAUAUUGAAGGACCAGCCUUAGAUAUUUUUGUCGUAUUUCAGAGUAUGUGGAAUGGCUGUCCACAUCGAGUACCGCGUAAUGGUCCACAAAUGGUUCCUUUACGCUAGGCACACCCAUGCAGCGUUUUCGUCGUUAAUAAAACAAAACGAAGAUAAACGAGUGCUCGACAGAUACGUGCGAUCCGAAUUCCACCGGAAACGAAGGAACCGAGCGAAUGGAAGUGAAAGAGAAAGCAAGGCUUGUUUACGGACGUAAACGAACCCGUGGGAACACAAGUCCAAAGCAAAGUCGUAAACAAUGCAAAAAUACAAACAAACCCGCCUGUAUCGUUCUCCCUCACAGGUUUUCCACUGCACUGCAGCACCACACCAACGGAUGAGUUACUCAAGUAUACCGAGCGAUGUUCUGGUGGUAGUAAAUGCAGUAGGGAAAACCACCACACAACUCGGUGAAGUGCGACGAAAAGAAAUAAUUGGAAGAGGAAAUUGGCACAAUUAGCGCUUAAUCACAACAAUAAGGUGUGUGGAAGUUCACGGUUGAAAUAGUUUUUCCAUCCUCCAGCUCAAGCGAAUCUUUUCUCUUCCACAUUUGCCAACCUAAUUUUUUGAUUUAAGAACAAAACGUUAUCGUUCAUGUUCUGGAUGGAAGAAGACAAACGAUUUCCAGCGUCUCUUUCGUCACGUCGUCUACUUAUAUGAAAUCCGUUGAUCCAAAAGAAAACAACAUUCGCAGUGCAAGCAAUGUGUCUGCCACAGAAACAGUGAGAAAUAGCAACAAUCACAGCCGUAUCGAGAACACGUUCUGCAUUCGACAAGUGAUUGAUACUCUCUUUUGCCAACUGUCAAAACACAUACAAGUGGCUGAAAACGAGUCACUAGCAGAACUUGUAAUUAAAGUUCCCGAAGUAUCACAAAUUUGGCUUGCCCUUAGCGUUUUGCUUGAACAGCACUGGAAGGCAGCGACGCGACUGAUAGAUGCAAGGAAGAUAGUCCUCGUGGAUUACGAGAAAGGCCAAUGGAAAUGCACCAUUGACACUGGGUCGUUCGACAUCAACGCCAAGAUUUGGCAUUGUUCAUGCACCCAAUUCGUGUUCUCUGCCUUUGGGAAACCAUUGGAGCUCAUCAACGACUCAACAGUACAGUUUGGGUUUUGGGGUGGAAGAUGUCUAGCUUUACAUCCUCCAGUGUGUCAACAUUUAGUAGCAGCAUGCAUUUAUUCUGUAUGCUACCCUAAACUGAAGGAGCAACACAAUGCAAACCGGAAUGAGGAGCAUGAAAGGUCGACGGAGCCUCCUCCCUGACUAGUGAAGAAAAUAGAAAAAAAAUAAAACAUAGGGAAGCACUCAUUGCAGUCGUGUGUAAAUAAUAAAAACGAACACCAAACGCAUUGAAAACGAAAAGGAACUAAUCAGUUUUGUCUUGCUUCCAAGACAAAUAUGCAGGAUCUCCGACACGUCUGGGCCAAAGCAUGCUCGCAACACCAACAGCAAUGCCGGAAAGGAAGAAGAGACAACCAAUGACGAUGUACAGAAUACCCAAGAAGUAGUUCUUUCCUCCGAUAGCCGUUGUAGUCGUCAUCUCGAAACUCUUCGAACCACCAUAUGGAAUGGUGGGGAAGUUGUAUGUGAUAUUCACCUCAUACAAUCCUGUUCUCAAGGCAGCUGUGGUGUUACGAACGAUUAACUUACUGAAAGUGGGAAGAGCUGCCGUUCGCAUCCAGACCUGGAACUCUUCCCAGUUACCCAAGUCUGGCAUGUUGUCUGAGGUAUAGCCGUUUGGAUACCGUUUUGCCCAGUUGGGAGGCGGGACAACGUCGGAGGGUGAGUACUGGGUUGUGCCAUAUCUUGCCUUGUCGGCCGGCCAAGCAGUGCCAUUGGUAGUCAAUACAUACUCACCUAUUUUUUGCCCAUAUGUUGAAGUCUCGUCACUCAAAUGGUUCAACGAGGAAAAGGUAUCGUUGAACAUGGAAUUGGCCACGAGGCCACAAGGAUAGUAUGGCUUACCUUCCUCGUUUAACUGCAGGGGAGUACAAUCACUCUUACUGAUUUCCUUUGCAGUUCUGGCAUCACCGAGCAAUUGAUCAACGUCGUAACUCUUUGCGUACCGGCGAUGGUUUUGGUAGAAGCGUGUGAGAUGGUAGUAUACAAAAACCGGCUGUUUCAUCGUCUCCGGCACGUAAAAACGAAGAGAGCACGUCUCGUUGUCGGCAUUCCAGCGCCACUGAGCGCUGAAGUUGUUGUGCGUCAAAAAAUUAAUAUGUAUAUCGUGAGACGACAUGUCAGUAUAUUCUGACCCAGCGUUCAUGCAGUUUGUGUACUCCAGCCGAAGACCCUUUGCCUGUUUAUAUGUUAGAAAGGAAACGUGAAUGAGAGCGUUUGAAAGAAGGAGAAGGAGGUGACAAUUAUGAAAAACCAUGGGAAAAGGACACUGAAUUGGAAGUUCCUUCCAAAUAAAGUAAGAUUUUCUUCUAGUUAGUCCUUCGUCUCAUUUCAGACACACACUAAAGCCCGACUUGUUUUCUUUUCUUCAUGUAGCCUCCUCCUGCUCCUUCCAAUGGCUCUCUCUUUCUUACUUUUGAGCUAGCGACAAAAAGAGCACCUCCAAUAGGACCAAAAAUGAGACCCAAGAUCGUCAAAAUAGGAAUCACAGUCCACGGAGUAAAAAUUAGUUUCCAUGAUGGAAGGGUUUGUUGAAAGAAUCGAGAAUUAUCACUAUUCCAGAAAUUCGUUAACACAUCGCGACCAAAAACAACAGCUACGACACAUACGGCCUCGAAAACUUCUUCUUCUUUUUCUGUUCAGGAGAAGACAUUGUUAUAACGUGCAGAGUUGCCUACAAUGGCAACAGUAUACAAAUUCUGUCCGUUUUUUGGUGUCUGACACUGGUCAAGCGUCUGAGCGUGUAUCACGGUUAUUUGCUCAUACCGAGCUCGCUGCGAAAACCUAAUAAUUUAUACUGCAUAUGCGUUGUCAUACGAAAGUUACAAUUCUAUAUAGUACAUGUAUGUAAAGAAACCAGCGUAUUUUCAC